CAUUUAGCUGUUGCGAUUUUCCCCGCAAUGGAUUGUUCAAUUUGAAUCAAAAUUAAAUUUUAAAAAUAUUACUGUUUUUUGCUUCAUUAUUAGCUGUGUCUUAUAGUAUUUGAUCACCUCAUGAAUUGUUUUAAACUACGUACUAUGUAUACUCUUUGCGCUUGUUACAAACAAGUCUCUCUCCUUUUUCUUUAGCAUAUAGAAACGAAAUGAUUAAUUUUUCAAAGUGGUUUUAAAUUACGCUACUAAGUUUUAAGUCAUGGAUCUUUGUUUUGUGUAGAAUUUUUGAGGAUUGAAGUCCAUAAGGUUGUCAUCGAACGUAGUGGUUGGUUCGAUCUUUGCGGUUAAAGAUUAUUAAAGAGGAUGAUUCGAUGGAUAAAAAGGAAGCGAGGAAAUAUAAAGGUCACGACGAAGUUUCUGCGGAAAGAAAUUUUCUUAAGGAUCAACAAUCUGUAGGUGAAAAAGAAGUAAAUGGCUUUGAGAACCAGAUACGAUCAAAGGACGAGGAAAUACGACGUCUUGAGCACGAGCUAGCUUUGAAGGACGAGGAAAUGCGACAUCUUAAGAGCCAACUAGAUCUUAAAGAGAAGGAAUUUGCGAGGCUGAGGAUUGCUAUUCAGUCUGCUUGUACCGAUCUGGGCAACGCAGUUACCACUGUUGAGGAUGCUUUUAAAUCUACAAACACAGUCCUCCGAAGAAAGGUUGCUUUCAUUCAUCCUAGUAGAGAGGCGAUCGAGCUCAAUUGUUGAUUCCUGUGCUAGGCAAGGUCGAGAUAGAGUUAGACAGUUGAUAUCUUGGCUUGUUCAAUCCUUUCUACUU
This is a messenger RNA of Populus trichocarpa (black cottonwood), 819 nucleotides long. RefSeq lists its product as uncharacterized. The transcript has 3 exons. Lineage: Eukaryota; Viridiplantae; Streptophyta; Magnoliopsida; Malpighiales; Salicaceae. The record is from RefSeq and is a predicted model, not a curated record. Bases 372 to 749 code for a protein of 125 amino acids.